AUGGCAGCAGGACUCUCCUUCACCCUCUCGCCCGCCUCGCGAGCAACCAAGCGAGUAAUGGAGCAGCGGAAUGACAGGCGCACGUCCGUGGAAUCAACCUCCCGCCGCUCGAGCGUGGCGGAUAUCCCAGUGGUGGAGAUUGUUCCCUACUUGAGGGAUCCUUCCGAGAGAUGGACAUGUGCGAACAGGAUCGGUUGA
Molecule: messenger RNA, 198 nt
Organism: Clonostachys byssicola
Lineage: Eukaryota; Fungi; Ascomycota; Sordariomycetes; Hypocreales; Bionectriaceae
Source: the annotation of a GenBank genome assembly